AUGUCUUCUUUCAACUGCUUCAAGCCUUCCUCUAUUGGAAAUGUUCCUCAAAGACCUCUAGAGGCUACCUUUCAGACUUCUGAAAGUUCUGAUUCAGACAGUGUGGAUUAUGAUAAUUCGACGAUCAGAGAUCGUAUUUCUUCUGUUGAUGAUGCUUGUUCUGUGCAUAAUCGAUUUCUAAGUCUCAGGAAUGAAUCCCCGCGUCCUGAGCCAAAUGCCCUAGUUCGAACUCUGAAAACAGCCUCUCUUUCCAGUCGGAAUAAAGUGAAGUUUAAAAGUUCUAGUGGAUCCUAUCCUUCUCCAAUGCUCAGCUGCAUGAAAGGUCAUAGGAAAAAUGAAACCACAGAUAUUAAGCGGAAACUCAAGAUCAAACGAGGAUAUGACAUGAAAUAUGAUAGCUUUGAUCCUGCUGAUCUAUGCAAACAGGGUGGAUCUGCAAAUAGUGGUAGCUUAAGUUGCCUUGUUAGAAGUCAUUCAGACUCAACUUGUCUUGCGAUCAAAGCUGGAAAUACUCCAAAUGUCAAUCAGACGAAUGGAGAAUGCUAUGCAUUUGAUUCUGGAUCUGAUCUGCGGAGUGCAAACGGAUCAAAUUUUGGGUCUAUCUCACGGAGUUCAAUCUACUCACCCCUUUAUCCAAACCCUCCAACUUUUAGCUUUGGGUAUAUUCCACCGAAUUCUUUCCAGAAUUACGACAAUUUUUUUGGAACACCACAUAUGGCUGGCUAUGUGGGCAUGAUGACACCGUCAAGUUAUGGUACUCCUAAUAUGAGUUUAGGGGGGUCUGGAUACCAGGGCAUGACCUACCAUCAUCCGUCACCUCAGCUUAGUUCAUACCCCUUCAUGUUUCCAUGUCCCCAAGGCCCCUUUACACCAACGACGGAUUUAUAUCACCAACAGCAACGACCUUGUUCAAUUGAGAACUGUCCAAUCAAUGGAGGGCCGGUAUCUCAUGCCUCAUCAGGACCUCGUCAAAGUCUAGACAACUAUCACAUUUCUACCUCUCCCAUGCCUCCAAUGAUCUGUCCCCAAAAUUAUCACCGUCAAAACCACCAAACUCCCAUUCAACAGCCACUCAUGGAUGAAAGAGCGCCAUCGGCUCCUGUUCCAGCUAGAAGACAAUUCACAGGCCAAUCGAAUCACCACCAACACAAUUCGAUAUCUCCAAAUCCAGUUGGGGGUGCUCAAAGAAUGCGGUCACCACCUCCUCCCACGGCUUCUCAACUAAUUGCUCAUCCGAAUGCCGUCCAGAUGCCCUCUGGAGGGGGUACUGCUUUCAAGAAGUUAAAUAACUCUGGGGGUGGGGCUCCACCGCCAUACAACUCUGUUAUAGCUUCAAUGGGGGAUCAAGUUUAUUCCGUGAGUUUUUUUUCAUUUUACCUGGUACUUUUAUUAGUUGCUGUAUGCAAUAUAUUCCGUUUAGUUUAUAGUCAUGAAUAUAGCCAUUAUUAUUAUUAUCAAAGCUAUUCCUUUGUAAGCAGUCCUAUUAUCGCCCUUUCCCUCCGAAACACAGUCUUCUCCUAG
This is a messenger RNA of Rodentolepis nana, 1521 nucleotides long. The record is from the annotation of a GenBank genome assembly. NCBI's taxonomy places the organism in Eukaryota, Metazoa, Platyhelminthes, Cestoda, Cyclophyllidea, Hymenolepididae.